Loa loa (African eye worm) is the source of this 636-nucleotide messenger RNA. RefSeq lists its product as hypothetical. The record is from RefSeq and is a predicted model, not a curated record. The transcript has 5 exons. The coding region runs from base 1 to 636 and encodes 211 amino acids. NCBI's taxonomy places the organism in Eukaryota, Metazoa, Nematoda, Chromadorea, Rhabditida, Onchocercidae.
AUGUCCAUCAAUAUACUACCACUUUCCUGCAUCCUGAUUCUACUUAUACCUGUCUCAUUUUCGUGUCUUGCAAACGGUGUAUGCGCUCCUGGUUUUGGCGGUUGCCAUCCUCAGAUUCAGCAGCACCAAGCAACAUGCCAACCGCCGUGUGCUCCAGGCUAUCAUUGCGGGCCAUACGGUUGUACACUAUUACGAACACGGGCUCAUGGCACAAAUCUUUUCAAACCAGAUUCGAAGAAUGAAGAAUCAAAAAGUCCUAAUCAGUUGUUCAUGGAAUGCUGUGAAAGCAGAAGACUUUCAAAAGCUUGCUUGCAAAAGUGUUCAAUUCAAGAUUACACCAAAGAUGCGUUGAUAAAUAUGUACUUCAAUCGUGAUCCGUGUCCAGUCUCUGCUGUUGCAGAAAUACAAUUUUGUGCUGCACAAGGACGCGAUCAUCGUCAAUGCUGCGCUCGAAAUGGAGUUGGAACAACAUUAGCUGGUGAUAAGUGCUUAAUAUUCUGUGACCAACGUCCAGGGAAUAUCACACAGUUGGACUACAGUUAUUUAAUUUGCUACGAUCGUUUUGAGAGUAUCAAAAGCUGUUUCUGGCAUGAUAUGACACAGAACUCUUUGCAACGAUUUUCGCGACUUUUUUAA